AUGGCCAAUGGAAAUGAGAGUAGUGAUGGGCCUGGCAGUCCCCUGGCAGCUGUGGUGGCCACCACAGGGAGCAUGGUUGGUGGGGGGCCCUCCUCAGCCGUAUCCACCUAUGUCAAGCUGGUCCUUCUUGGACUGAUCAUCUGCAUCAGCCUAGUUGGCAAUUUGGUGGUUUCCUUGUUGGUCCUACGUGAUAGAGCCCUCCAUAAGGCUCCUUACUACUUCCUACUGGACCUAUGCCUGGCCGACACUAUCCGCUCAGCAGUUUGCUUCCCCUUUGUGCUGGUCUCCAUUAAGAAUGGCUCUGCUUGGACGUACAGUGUGCUUAGCUGCAAGGUGGUGGCCUUCAUGGCCGUGCUGUUCUGCUUCCACGCCGCUUUCAUGCUCUUCUGCAUUAGCGUCACGCGCUACAUGGCCAUAGCUCACCAUCGUUUCUAUUCCAAGCGCAUGACUUUUUGGACCUGUGUGGCUGUGGUAUGCAUGGUAUGGACGCUGUCUGUUGCCAUGGCAUUCCCACCAGUUUUUGACGUGGGCACUUACAAGUUCAUCCGCGAGGAGGACCAAUGCAUCUUUGAGCAUCGCUACUUCAAAGCCAAUGACACAUUGGGCUUCAUGCUGAUGCUGGCUGUGUUAAUCCUGGCCACUCACGUGGUCUAUAUGAAGCUCCUGCUCUUUGAAUACAAGCACCGGAAGAUGAAGCCUGUCCAGAUGGUCCCAGCCAUCAGCCAAAACUGGACCUUCCAUGGGCCUGGAGCCACCGGUCAGGCAGCAGCCAACUGGAUCGCGGGAUUCGGACGAGGGCCCAUGCCACCCACUCUUCUGGGGAUCAGGCAGAACUUGCACAACCAGAACCGCCGCCUGCUGGGCAUGGAGGAGUUCAAGGCUGAGAAGCAGCUUGGCAGGAUGUUCUAUGUGAUCACUCUGUUUUUCUUGGUGCUGUGGUCGCCAUACAUUGUGGCCUGCUACUGGCGGGUCUUUGUGAAGGCUUGCACUAUUCCGCACCGGUACCUCUCCACCACGGUUUGGAUGAGCUUUGCCCAGGCUGGGGUCAACCCCAUAAUCUGCUUCUUCCUCAACAAGGACCUGAAGAAGGGCCUGCUGGCUCAUCUGCCUCCCUGUUGUAGAACUAAACCUCAAUUGCCCCGCGAGCCUUACUGUGUCAUGUGA
This is a messenger RNA of Chanos chanos (milkfish), 1164 nucleotides long. It is a transcript of the gene gpr173, whose product is annotated as G protein-coupled receptor 173. Gene Ontology annotation, cellular component: plasma membrane. NCBI's taxonomy places the organism in Eukaryota, Metazoa, Chordata, Actinopteri, Gonorynchiformes, Chanidae. Gene Ontology annotation, biological process: G protein-coupled receptor signaling pathway. The coding region runs from base 1 to 1164 and encodes 387 amino acids. Gene Ontology annotation, molecular function: G protein-coupled receptor activity. The record is from RefSeq and is a predicted model, not a curated record. The transcript has a single exon.